Seminavis robusta is the source of this 3648-nucleotide messenger RNA. NCBI's taxonomy places the organism in Eukaryota, Bacillariophyta, Bacillariophyceae, Naviculales, Naviculaceae. The record is from the annotation of a GenBank genome assembly.
AUGUCUUCUCUCGAAAGUGAGCAGUUUUCCAGUCUUGAUGGAUUCCAUACCAUGGCUGCAUAUGUCCAUCAGCUUGCUCUUGAUCAUGGGUAUCAGCAUGCAUCAUGUCAAAAUGUAAUAUCUGAUUUCAUUAACCAGAGAACACAUUUUUUUGAUGCUGUUGCUGGUAGGAGAGAAAGAUUCUAUGCAUAUGUUCGUGAUUGGAUAUUCAACAUCAAUCCCAGCAAUGGAAAUUCCAAUAUCUCCACUGCUUCAGCACAGCAAAUGAUUCCCCAACAACAACAAUUUGGAUACAGCAACUCAAUGAUGCAUGUUCCGAAUCAAUCCACUGCUGCUUUCCACCCCAACAGCAAUAUGUAUUACCACCAAAAUAUCAACCCAUUUGGAAGCUACCCGCCCAACUUGCCACAGCAACAACAACAAUUUAUGCCACCAUUUGGGCUGCCACAGCAAGCCAUGUAUUAUCAGCCACCAUUUAUAUUCAAUAAUCCACAACAGAGUGUUCCAUUGUAUCCCCCUCAUCAGCAAGCCAUGCAUGGCAACAUUCACAUACCUGGGUCCUCCGUAGGUUUGAUGGGUGGUAGCAAUGUCUUCAAUCAUUCUUUGCAACAACCACAACAGGCAAUGCAAUGGCAAUCUGGUGCACACCAACAGCCGAUUCCACAGCGACAGCCUCAGGCAUCACAAACACAGCAACAGCAUGUACAACAGGCAAUGCAAUGGCAACCUGGUGCACACCAACAACUGAUUCCACCACAGCGACAGCCUCAGGCAUCACAAGCACAGCAACAGCAUGCACAGGAGCAGCAACAGCAGCCACAGCAGCAGCAACAGCAGCCACAGCCCCUGCCGCAGCGGCAACAACAACAGCAACAUCUGCAUCAGCCACAGCAGCAGCAGCCACACCCGCCGCCUCAGCAGCAGCAGCCACCACCAAAUCAACAAGAGAGAUACUCACAAGGACAGCAACAACAGUCAGAGCAAUCACAGCAGCAGCAGCAGCAGCAGCAGCAGCAGCAGCAAGAACCACAACAGGCUCAUGUGCUACCAGAGUCACAACAACAGCAGCAGCAGCAGCAGCAGCAGCAGCAGCAAAGUAACGGUGAACAGGUUCCCACAGCACGCAAUAGUAUGCAAAGCAAUUCAAGAACAAACUUUGCCAACAACAAUACUGCAUCUAGAGGGGAUAGUCAUCAAUUCUCCACAUCGAUGCCAUCUGCUAAUCGUCAUACCAGAAGUGAUCAAUCGUCAUCAAAUAGCUUCCCAGUCGAAGAAGUGCGUGGCCAACAGAAUUCUUCUGUGUCUGUGAUGACAAAUAACAGUGCAAACAUCAGCCGAACUACACCAUACAAUGAAGAGAUUACCUUCUAUUGCAUCAAUCAUCAAUCAGACUUCAAGCAAGCUCUGAAUUCAUUCAACAAGAGAUGGACAUGUCCUCACGGUGGAGUGCUAACAUUCCACAAGAGUGCCAAAGCCAGGUAUGUCGGUGGAAGCAGUGGCACUAAUGAAAAGAAAGGAAAAGUUGCCUUUUGUUCCUGUAACAAUCAAGGAGCUUGUUCCAUUCGUCUGCGCAUUGUUCUCCCUAAGUGCAUCAUCGCUGAGAAGAUUUUUGAGAGAGCUAUGAUGUCUUGCCAUACAGCUCUGAUACCCAUUUCGAAUCCCAACAUUUGGGUCACAGUCUUUGAGUCACGAUGUUCUGCUGAAACUGGACGGCUUGGUUCCGAGGCUGAAGAUAUUGAGUGGAUUGGCAUCCCUCUCAAUGAGAUCAUUGAUUACAACUAUCAAUACCAUGGCUACACCCUCUCAACAAUGCAGAAUCAUAAUGAACCGCCACCACCACCACCACCACCACCACCACCACCACCACCCCCCGGCCCACCACAAGCUCCACCAUCUCCACCACCACCACCUGGAGGAGUCACGACCACCUACACCACCUGUCCAAUGGAGGUAGAUCCAGUUCACCCAGAAGAUGGGACUGGGGAGAGCCAAGUGUUAUUAUCUGGAGCAUUAUCUCUCCCAUUGGCCACAUUGGUCGAGGGCGAGACUGGGGACCGUCUACCUGCUGGUGCAUCCAUUGCUGAGGACGAUGAUAUGUCUGAUGUUAUCAGUGAAGCUACAUCCACUACAGCAUUGAAUACAGCUGAGGAAAAUGUGUUGGUGAUUGAUCCUCUACCCAAUGUCCCUGGUCCAUGGAGCUAUCUUGACCCAGACACAUUGGCCUGCAUGGAUAACAUAAUCCAAAAAACAAUGAGCCCAGAUUCUACCAUCAAUCUUGACACAAGAAAGCUCUACAACUACUGCCGAGAGAUGUGUAAGGAGGGGAAUCCAUCAUGUGGAAAUAUUGUCCCCAGCAGAAGGAAACUAAGACGGGAUGUCAAGCAAGUGGCAUGGAAGAAUGACCCUUCCAAACAUCUGACAGCUGCGGAUAUUCUUUGUUUCCUUCCACCCCAACAUGAUCGAAUCAUGUCCAAUGCUGCUUUCGAGCAACUCUUAUCAAUUUAUGCAGUGGAGUCCAUUCACCGUCAUCAAAGUUGCCGAAGGCCAAGUGUCUACUUCCUCAAUCCUUCAUUGUUUUCACGUCAUAUUGUCCAAGGUUAUUGUCCUGGAAGGGAGCAAGAAUGGAUUAUCCAUCUUUCAAGGGGGAAAAGGUUGAUGAAAAAGUUUCUAAUGAACUGGUCACUCAUUGGAAAGGACGAAUUACAACAGAACACCCCUCUAACCAGCAGUGGAGGAAAUGUCAAUCCAUUUGAUCGAAACCAGUUCCAUUUCCUGCUGGUACCAGACCCAAAAGGACUUAUGUAUGCAGUCAACCUGCACGACAAGAUCAUCAUCCAUAUUUACGACAGAAGCUUGUCUGCUGGCACUGUCCAAGAUCAAAAGUUCUUCUGUUUUAUUCUCAAUCAUUAUUUGACUAUGACAGAGUCAGGCGUCAUUGGUGGUGAAGGAUUAUAUACUUCCCAUGGAGCAGAUAUGAAGCUACCGACUGAGAUAGUCACCUCUAUUCAGCAGAAUACAACAAACAUCUGCAGGUGCCUGUCCUUGUGCAUUUCAUAUUGUUUCAUUCAAUUCGGUACGGAACCAAUAGGUCUGGUCCAGCUGCAAUCAAGAAUCAGAGAGUGUCUGCUAAGUGCGAUCAACAACUACACUUCUGUCCAAAAGUAUCUGCUUGCUGCUCUUGUCCAUAAUCACCCAUUUCCCUCAAGUGUUUCGAGAACUCCACAACCAAAUUCCCAAGUCAAUGAGAGUAUCUUCAAUACUGAAGCAUUUGGAGUCGCCCAUCGGAACAUGGAUGAAUAUUUUCAGGAGUUGGACAUGGAGACUUGCUGUGUGUGUUUGGAAAACAAAUCCAACGUCAAGAGCGACCAUCCCAAUUGCAACCACAGAAUGUGCGAAGAAUGUACCCGAAAACUGUUGGUGACGUAUCACUUUGCCGAUCAAUUGAGAUACUUGGGAAACCACGGGGGGCCAAUCAGCCAAAGGAGCAUUUCUGGGGAUUCCAUGUUCUACGGGAUGCCCGUGGCACUGAAAUAUUUAGCAAUCCUAUCACUGAGAAGAGCCUAUGGAUGUCCCUUUGUGAUCACUUUGGCUAUCUGGAUACAAGACCAGUUGCCCGGAAUGCUUAUCGAAAUCAAGGUUUUGCACUGA